Molecule: messenger RNA, 1196 nt
Organism: Cuculus canorus (common cuckoo)
Lineage: Eukaryota; Metazoa; Chordata; Aves; Cuculiformes; Cuculidae
Gene: STIMATE
Product: STIM activating enhancer
Exons: 8
Coding region: 63-941 (292 amino acids)
Biological process (GO): activation of store-operated calcium channel activity
Cellular component (GO): membrane; cortical endoplasmic reticulum
Molecular function (GO): calcium channel regulator activity
Source: RefSeq, a predicted model, not a curated record
GCGGGGGCGCGGCCUCCCCCGCCGCCAUGCGCCGCUGAGGCGGGCGCUGUCCGGGCCUCGCCAUGGGGGCGCCGCCGCCGCCCAACGGCAGCCUCGGGCUCACCGAGAGUCCCCCGGGCCCCGGAGACCGCGGCUGCGAGAACGGGGCCCUCAUGGACAGCUUCGGCAUCUUCCUGCAGGGGCUUCUGGGCGUCGUGGCCUUCAGCACCCUCAUGCUAAAACGCUUCAGAGAACCAAAGCAUGAACGACGUCCCUGGAGGAUAUGGUUUUUAGAUACUUCCAAGCAAGCCAUAGGGAUGUUGUUCAUCCACUUCGCAAACGUCUAUUUAUCAGACCUUACAGAAGAAGACCCUUGUUCACUGUACCUUAUCAACUUCUUGUUAGAUGCCACGUUGGGAAUGCUGUUAAUCUAUAUUGGGAUACGUGCGGUCAGCAGCAUUGUGGAAUGGCAGCAGUGGGAGUCCCUUCGCUUUGGUGAAUAUGGUGACCCACUGCAGUGCCGUGCAUGGGUGGGCCAGUGCGUGCUCUACAUAAUGAUUAUGACAUUUGAGAAAACCAUCAUCAUUAUAGUGCUGCUUAUACCUCAGUGGAAAGAGGUAGCUUUAUUGAAUCCUAUAGAGAACCCCCAGCUGGAGCUGGCUAUCGUCAUGCUGAUAGUUCCCUUCUUUGUUAAUGCGUUAAUGUUCUGGGUAGUAGAUAAUUUUCUUAUGAAGAAAGGGAAGACAAAAGCUAAACUUGAAGAAAAGGAAGCAGGACAAGAUUCAAGAAAUGGAAGUAAAGUCCGAUAUAGGAGAGCAGCAUCACACGAAGAGUCAGAAUCAGAAAUCCUUAUUUCAGCAGAUGAUGAGAUGGAGGAAUCGGAUGCUGAAGAGGACCUGCGCAGACUGACCAACUUAAAGCCCAUUAAGAAAAAGAAGCAUCGUUUUGGUCUGCCUGUAUGACACAUUCCCUGACCUGUGUGUGCAGGUUUCAUGGCAAAAAACUUCAGUCAGUGGGUUUUUAACGUUGCAAUUGCAUCUCCCUUUUCAUACAAACUGACUUGAAAGCAAGGUCUGCCAACAGAAUGGGAGCGGAUGGAAGACUUCCAGUUCGGUUGCACUACAGACACACUGACCAAUUAUGCAAGAAUGUCUUUUCAUCAUGUGUGAAAAACACAGCGUUGUUAAGGACUGGUUGCUAAGGGCACUUGUAUCUGA